AUGAGCAGCGAGGACGAGGUGUUGAUUGCUUCAUGGGAAUGCGGCGAGCUAGUUAAAAAAACUAUGACCGCUUCAUCAUUUAUGAGAGAAUUUCUAAGAAUGACCAUGAAAUGGAUUCCCCACAACUAUAUCAGAUCUGUGCAAGCAAAAGCAAUUCAUGAAGAAAAACAAAGCUGCGAGAGAGGUGCAAUUGUUUUGCAUUUUGAUUUCGCCGAAAACUGGACAGUUGUGCUUCCAGACGCAGUACAAGCGUACCAUUGGCAGAAAAAGCAGGUCACCGUGUUUACCUGCGUUGUUACGUCAAGAAAAUCGACUCGGAACUACGCCAUUAUUUCCGACGAUAUGUCUCAUGAUUCAGCUCAUGCAUGUUUGGCUCUGUCAAAAAUCAAAGCACACCUGGAAGACAACGCGCCAAUCUACACCAAGAUAACACAUGUGAGCGACGAGGCUCCCGCUCACUUCAAGAAUAAAUAUCAGUUUCAUGAGCUACAACGCAGUGAAUGCCAAGAGACGAAAUGGAUGUUUUCGGCCACUGGACACGGCAAAAAUGCUUGCGACGGCGUUGGUGGGCUUGUGAAACAUCGAGCAUCACACCACAACUUGCGGAAGCCUGCAAGUGAGGCCAUACAAACAGCCAGUGGCUCCGUGGACGCAAUUCAAGGAACGCUAAAGAAUAUCACCAUUCUGGAGCUCCCACAGAGGGAGCUUGCAGACUUUCGCGAAAUGAAGAAGGAAGAAUGGAAAACGGCAAAGAAAGUGCCUGGAGUUCAGACACUCCACAUGUGGAAGUACGUUCGAUCAAAUGAAGGCAGUGCAUCCUACGUGGCAUCCACCGCUGCUUCGGAAUGGAAGAGACUAUGA
Dermacentor albipictus is the source of this 861-nucleotide messenger RNA. RefSeq lists its product as uncharacterized. Lineage: Eukaryota; Metazoa; Arthropoda; Arachnida; Ixodida; Ixodidae. The record is from RefSeq and is a predicted model, not a curated record.